This is a messenger RNA of Cynocephalus volans (Philippine flying lemur), 6964 nucleotides long. RefSeq names its product protein tyrosine phosphatase receptor type Q (gene PTPRQ). The record is from RefSeq and is a predicted model, not a curated record. Gene Ontology annotation, molecular function: protein tyrosine phosphatase activity; protein binding. Lineage: Eukaryota; Metazoa; Chordata; Mammalia; Dermoptera; Cynocephalidae. The transcript has 45 exons. Gene Ontology annotation, biological process: peptidyl-tyrosine dephosphorylation involved in inactivation of protein kinase activity. Gene Ontology annotation, cellular component: signaling receptor complex.
AUGGAUUUUCUUAUCAUUUUUCUUUUGCUUUUUAUUGGAACUUCAGAGAUACAGGCUGAUGUUUCCAGUGCUGUUCCUGGUACUAGGUACGACGUAACCAUCUCUUCAAUUUCUUCUAUAACAUACAGCUCACCUGUUAGCAGAACAGUGAUAACGAAUGUAACAAAACCAGGACCUCCAGUCUUCCUAGCAGGGGAAAGAGUCGGAUCUGCUGGGAUUCUUCUUUCCUGGAAUACACCACUUAAUCCAAAUGGAAGGAUUAUAUCUUACAUUGUUAAAUACAAGGAAGUUUGCCCAUGGGUGCAAACAGUGUAUACACAAGUUAGAGCAAAGCCAGACAGUCUGGAAGUUCUUCUUACUAAUCUUAAUCCUGGAACAGCGUAUGAAAUCAAGGUUGCUGCUGAAAACAGUGCCGGCAUCGGAGUGUUUAGUAACCCAUUUCUCUUCCAAACUGCAGAAAGUGCUCCAGGAAAAGUGGUGAAUCUCACAGUGGAGGCCUUCAACUACUCAGCAGUAAACCUGAUUUGGUAUUUACCUCAGCAACCAAAUGGUAAAAUUACCAGCUUCAAGAUCAGUGUCAAACAUGCCAGAAGUGGGAUAGUAGUGAAAGAUGUCUCUAUCAGAGUAGAGGACAUUUUGACUGGGAAAUUGCCAGAAUGUAAUGAGAGUAGUGAAUCUUUUUUAUGGAGUACAACCAGCCCUUCUUCAACCCUUGGUAGACUUACACCUCCAUCGCGUACUACAUAUUCAUCAAGCAUGUUGGCACGGAGUAGAAUCAGCUCUGUGUGGAAAGAACCUAUCAAUUUUGUAGUGACACAUUUGAGGCCUUACACGACAUAUCUUUUUGAAGUUUCGGCUGUUACAACUGAAGCAGGUUAUAUUGAUAGUACCAUUGUCAGAACACCAGAAUCAGUGCCUGAAGGACCACCACAAAACUGUAUAACAGGAAACAUCACAGCCAAGUCCUUUUCAAUUUCAUGUGACCCACCAAGUAUAGUAACAGGGAAAUAUAGUUAUAGAGUUGAAUUAUAUGGACCAUCAGGACGGAUUUUGGAUAAUAGCACAAAAGACCUUAAGUUUGCAUUCACUAACCUAACUCCAUUUACAAUGUAUGAUGUCUAUGUUGCGGCUGAAACCAGCGCAGGAAUUGGACCUAAAUUAAAUCUUUCAAUAUUCACUCCUCCAGAUGUCCCAGGUGCAAUAUUUGAUUUACAACUUGCAGAGGUGGAAGCCACACAAAUAAGAAUUACUUGGAAGAAACCACGACAACCAAAUGGAAUCAUUAACCAAUACAGAGUGAAAGUGCUAGUUUCAGAGACAGGAGUAAUUUUGGAAAAUACUUUGCUCACAGGAAAAGAUGAGUAUCUAAAUGACCCCAUGGCUCCAGAAAUAGUGAACAUAGUAGAGCCAAUGGCAGGAUUAUACGAAGGUUCAGCAGAGAUGUCUUCUGACCUGCACUCACUUGUUUCAUUUAUGUUUAACCGUCAUCCACACAAUGACUUCCCUGCAAGGAACAGAGCUGAAGACCAGAAUUCACCAGUUGUGACUACGAGGAAUCAGUACAUCACGGACAUUGCUGGUGAGCAGCUGUCUUACGUUAUCAGGAGCCUUGUACCUUUCACUGAGCAUAUGAUUAGUGUAUCUGCUUUCACCAUCAUGGGAGAAGGGCCACCAACGGUUCUCAAUGUUAGGACACGUGAACAAGUGCCAAGCUCCAUUCAAAUUAUAAACUAUAAAAAUAUUAGUUCUUCAUCUAUUUUGUUAUAUUGGGAACCUCCAGAAUAUCCCAAUGGAAAAAUAACUCAUUAUACAAUUUAUGCAAUGGAACUGGAUACAAACAGAGCGUUCCAGAUGACUACUGUAGAUAACAGCUUUCUCAUAACAGGGUUAAAGAAAUACACAAAAUACAAAAUGAGAGUGGCUGCCUCAACCCAUGUUGGAGAAAGUUCUUUGUCUGAAGAAAAUGACAUCUUUGUGAGAACUCCAGAAGAUGAACCAGAAUCAUCACCCCAAGAUGUUGAAGUAAUUGAUGUUACUGCACAUGAAAUAAGGUUGAAAUGGUCGCCACCUGAAAAACCCAAUGGGAUUAUUGUUGCUUAUGAAGUGAUCUAUAAAAAUAUAGAUACUUUAUUUACAAAGAACACUUCAACAACAAACAUAAUUUUAAGGGAUUUAAAACCUUACUCCCUCUACAACAUUUCUGUAAGGUCAUAUACCAGAUUUGGCCAUGGCAAUCACUUAUCUUCUUUACUCUCUGUAAGGACUUCUGAGACUGUGCCUGAUAGUGCACCAGAAAAUAUUACUUACAAAAAUAUUUCUUCUGGAGAGAUUGAGCUAUCAUUUCUUCCCCCAAGUAGCCCCAAUGGAAUCAUACAACAAUAUACAAUUUAUCUCAAGAGAAGUAAUGGAAAUGAGGAAAGAACUAUAAAUACAACCUCUUUGACUCAGAGUAUUAAAGGACUGAAGAAAUACACCCAAUAUAUGAUUGAUGUGUCUGCUAGUACACUCAAAGGUGAAGGAGUUCGGAGUGCACCCAUAAGUGUACUGACUGAGGAGGAUGCUCCUGAUUCUCCCCCUCGAGACUUCUCUGUAAAACAGUUGUCUGGUGUCACGGUGAAGUUGUCAUGGCAACCACCCCUGGAGCCAAAUGGAAUUAUCCUCUAUUACACAGUUUAUGUCUGGGAUAGAUCAUCAUUAAGAACUGUUAAUGUGACUGAAACAUCAUUAGAGUUUUCAGAUUUGGACUAUAACAUUGAAUAUAGCGCUUACGUAACAGCUAGCACCAGAUUUGGUGAUGGGAAAACAAGAAGCAGUGUCAUUAACUUUCGAACACCAGAGGGAGAACCAAGUGAUCCUCCUAAAGAUGUUCAUUAUGUAAAUCUCAGUUCUUCAUCAAUAAUUAUCUUUUGGAUGCCUCCUUCAAAACCUAAUGGAAUAAUACAAUAUUAUUCUGUUUAUUAUAAAAAUUCUUCAGGUACUUUUAUGCAGAAUUUUACACUCCAUGAAGUAACCAAUGACUUUGACAAUAUGACCGUAUCUUCAAUAAUAGAUAAACUGGCAAUAUUCAGCUACUAUACAUUUUGGUUAACAGCAAGUACUUCAGUUGGAAAUGGGAAUAAAAGCAGUGACAUAAUUCAAGUAUACACAGACCAAGACAUACCUGAAGGGCUUGUUGGAAACCUGACUUACGAGUCUAUUUCGUCAACUACAGUAAAUAUAAGCUGGGUCCCACCAUCUCAACCAAACGGUCUAGUCUUCUACUGUGUUUCACUGAGCUUAUGGCAGACUCCUCGCCACGUGAAACCACCUCUAGUUACCUAUGAGAGAAGCAUGUUUUUUGAUAAUCUGGAAAAAUAUACUGAUUAUAUAUUAAAAAUCACUCCAUCAACAGAAAAGGGCUUCUCUGAUACCUAGACUGCCCAGCUACACAUCAAAACUGAAGAAGGUGUCCCAGAAACUUCACCAAUAAUCAACACUUUUAAAAACCUUUCCUCUACCUCAGUUCUCUUAUCAUGGGAUCCCCCAGUAAAGCCAAAUGGUGCAAUAAUAAGUUAUGAUUUAACUUUACAAGGACCAAAUGAAAAUUAUUCUUUCAUUACUUCUGAUAACUAUAUAAUAUUGGAAGAGCUUUCGCCAUUUACAUUGUAUAGUUUUUUUGCGGCUGCAAGAACUAGAAAAGGACUCGGUCCUUCCAGUAUUCUUUUCUUUUACACAGAUGAGUCAGUGCCUUUAGCACCUCCUCAAAAUUUGACUUUAAUCAACUAUACUUCAGACUUUGUAUGGCUGAAAUGGAACCCGAGUCCUCUUCCAGGCGGUAUUGUUAAAGUAUAUAGUUUUAAAAUUCAUGAACAUGAAAAUGAUACUAUAUUUUUUAAGAAUAUUUCAGGUUUUCAAACUGAAGCCAAACUUGUUGGACUGCAUCCCGUCAGCACCUACUCUAUCAGUGUAUCUGCCUUUACCAAAGUUGGAAAUGGCAAUCAAUUUAGUAAUGUAGUAAAAUUCACAACCCAAGAAUCAGUUCCAGAUGUUGUGCAGAAUAUACAAUGUGUGGCAACUAGCUGGCAGUCAGUUUUAGUGAAGUGGGAUCCACCCAAAAAAGCAAAUGGAAUAAUUACCCAUUAUAUCAUAACAGUUGAAGGAAAUUCUACAAAAGUCUCUCCCCAGGAUCACAUGUAUACUUUCAUAAAACUUCUUGCCAAUACAUCAUAUGUCUUUAAAGUAAAAGCUUCAACCUCGGCUGGUGAAGGUGAUGAGAGCAUGUGCAACGUCAGCACACUACCUGAAACAGUUCCCAGUGUUCCCACAAAUAUUGCUCUUUCUAAUGUUCAGUCAACUAGUGCAACACUGACAUGGUUAAGACCUGACACUAUCCUUGGCUACUUUCAAAAUUACAAGAUUACCACUCAACUUCGUGCUCAAAAAUGCAGAGAAUGGGAAUCUGAAGAAUGUGUUGAACACCAAAAAAUUCAAUACCUCUAUGGAGCUGACCUAACUGAAGAGACAGUAUAUGGCUUAAAGAAAUUUAGAUGGUAUAGAUUCCAAGUGGCUGCCAGCACCAAUGCUGGCUAUGGCAAUGCUUCAAAUUGGAUUUCUACACAAACCCUGCCUGGCCCUCCAGAUGGUCCUCCUGAAAAUGUGCAUGUAGUAGCAACGUCACCUUUUAGCAUCAACAUCAGCUGGAGUGAACCUGCUGUCAUUACAGGACCAACAUUUUAUCUGAUCGAUGUUAAAUCGGUAGAUAAUGAUGAAUUUAAUAUUUCCUUCAUCAAAUCAAAUGAAGAAAAUAAAACCUUAGAAAUUAAAGAUUUAAAAAUAUUCACAAAGUAUUCUGUGGUGAUCACUGCAUUUACUGGAAAUGUUAAUGCUGCAUAUGUAGAAGGGAAGUCAAGUGCUGAGGUGAUUGUUACUACUUUAGAAUCAGCCCCCAAGGACCCACCUAACAAUAUGACAUUUCAGAAGAUACCAGAUGAAGUUACAAAAUUUCAGUUAACAUUCCUUCCUCCUUCUCAACCUAACGGAAAUAUUCAAGUGUAUCAAGCUUUGGUUUACCGAGAAGAUGAUCCUACUGCUGUCCAGAUUCACAACCUCAGUAUUAUCCAGAAAACAGACACAUCAGUCAUUGCAAUGUUAGAAGGGCUAAAAGGCGGACAUACAUACAAUAUCAGUGUUUAUGCAAUCAAUAGUGCUGGCGCAGGACCAAAAGUUCAGAUGAGAAUAACCAUGGAUAUCAAAGCUCCAGCACGACCCCAAAUCAAGCCAAUCCCUAUUUAUGAUGCCACGGGAAAACUGCUUGUGACUUCAACAACAAUUACAAUCAGAAUGCCAAUAUGUUACUACAAUGAUGAUCAUGGACCAAUCAAAAAUGUCCAAGUGCUCGUGGCAGAAACAGGAGCCCAACAUGAUGGAAAUGUAACCAAGUGGUAUGAUGCAUAUUUUAAUAAAGCAAGGCCAUAUUUUACAAAUGAAGGCUUUCCCAACCCUCCAUGUACAGAAGGAAAGACAAAGUUCAGUGGCAAUGAAGAAAUCUAUGUCAUAGGUGCUGAUAAUGCAUGUAUGAUUCCGGGCAAUGAAGACAAAAUUUGCAAUGGACCACUGAAACCAAAAAAGCAAUACUUAUUUAAGUUUAGAGCCACAAAUGUCAUGGGACAAUUUACUGACUCUGAUUACUCUGACCCUGUUAAGACUUUAGGUGAAGGACUUUCUGAAAGAACUGUAGAGAUCAUUCUUUCAGUCACUUUGUGCAUCCUUUCAAUAAUUCUUCUUGGAACAGCUAUUUUUGCAUUUGCAAGAAUUCGACAGAAGCAGAAAGAAGGUGGCACAUACUCUCCUCGGGAUGCAGAAAUCAUUGACACUAAAUUCAAGCUGGAUCAGCUCAUCACAGUGGCAGAUCUGGAACUGAAGGAUGAAAGAUUAACGCGGUUACUUAGUUAUAGAAAAUCCAUCAAGCCAAUAAGCAAGAAAUCUUUCCUGCAACAUGUUGAAGAGCUUUGCACAAACAAUAACCUAAAGUUUCAAGAAGAAUUUUCGGAAUUACCAAAAUUUCUUCAAGAUCUUUCUUCAACUGAUGCUGAUCUGCCUUGGAAUAGAGCAAAAAACCGCUUUCCAAACAUAAAACCAUAUAAUAAUAACAGAGUGAAGCUGAUAGCUGAUGCUAGUAUUCCAGGAUCAGAUUAUAUUAAUGCCAGCUAUGUUUCUGGCUACUUAUGUCCAAAUGAAUUUAUUGCUACUCAAGGUCCAUUACCAGGAACAGUUGGAGAUUUUUGGAGAAUGGUGUGGGAAACCAGAGCAAAAACAUUAGUAAUGCUAACACAGUGUUUUGAAAAAGGGCGGAUCAGAUGCCAUCAGUAUUGGCCAGAGGACAACAAACCAGUUACUGUCUUUGGAGAUAUAGUGAUUACAAAGCUAAUGGAGGAUGUUCAAAUAGAUUGGACCAUCAGGGAUCUAAAAAUUGAGAGGCAUGGGGAUUGCAUGACUGUUCAUCAGUGUAACUUUACUGCUUGGCCUGAGCAUGGGGUUCCUGAAAACAGUGCCCCUCUAAUUCACUUUGUAAAGUUGGUUCGAGCAAGCAGAGCGCAUGAUACCACACCUAUGAUUGUUCACUGCAGUGCUGGAGUUGGAAGAACUGGAGUUUUUAUUGCUCUGGAUCACUUAACACAACAUAUAAAUGACCAUGAUUUUGUGGAUAUAUAUGGACUAGUAGCUGAACUGAGAAGUGAAAGAAUGUGCAUGGUGCAGAACCUGGCACAGUAUAUCUUUUUACACCAGUGCAUUCUGGAUCUCUUAUCAAAUAAAGGAAGUAAUCAGCCCAUCUGUUUUGUUAACUACUCAGCACUUCAGAAGAUGGACUCUUUGGAUACCAUGGAAGGUGAUGUUGAGCUUGAAUGGGAAGAAACCACCAUGUGAAUAUUCAGAACAAAGAUUACAAGUGGAAGAUAUUUUCAAAUCCCAGGGGCCAAAAUUACCC